CUUUCAGAGAAGAGAAAGAUGCUGUCGCUGACACGCAGUGCCAUCUCCUCUGUCCUGAAUGGAUCCAGCAGGAGUUCCACGCUGAAUCGAUGCCUCUCUGCCUCUGCCAUCCGAUGGGGGAAGGGCGAGGGCAGCGAGAAGGGCCGGCGAGCGACGAGCCAGAGCGAGACGAUGCUGGAGAUCGGCACCCGGGAGAUCUUCAACGCGGACCACGACAUCUUUCGCGAGAGCGUCCGCCGCUUCUUCAGGGAGGAGGUGCUUCCCAAGCAGGAGGAGUGGGAGGAGAGAGGAGACAUCGGCCGUGAGACGUGGGAGCGAGCGGGGUCGUUGGGUCUGCUGGGGGUGAGCACUCCCGUGCAAGUGGGCGGCCACGGAGGCACAUUCCUCGACUCCGCCAUCGUCCACGAGGAACAGUGCGUCUCUUCCCUGUCGGCGUCUACGUGCAAGGGCAAAACGCAUUUUAUUUUUACUUUUGCCGUGCCGCGUUCCACGUUCGAUCGUUUCUCGACCGACAGGAGCUACGUGAACUCGAGCGGGCCGGGCUUCCCGUUGCACACGGACAUCGUGAUGCCGUACAUCACGCACUACGGGACCCCGGAGCAGAUCCAGAGGCUGAUCCCGGACAUGAUGGCCGGGAAGCGCAUCGGCGCCAUCGCCAUGACCGAACCCGGCGCCGGCAGCGACCUGCAGGGGAUCCGGACGCACGCGAAGAAGGACGGGGACGACUGGAUCCUGAACGGGAGCAAGACGUUCAUCACCAACGGGUGGCUGGCGGACACGAUCAUCGUGGUGGCCGUCACGAAGCCGGAUGCAAAGUCUGCAGCGCACGGAAUCUCGCUCUUCGUCGUCGAGGAGGGCAUGCUGGGCUUCAAAAAGGGGAGGAAGCUCAAGAAGAUGGGGCUCACGGCUCAGGUGAGAGAGGGGAAGCUGAAGGAGAUGUGGUUCGGGGCUCAGGUGAGAGAGAUGGGAGGGAAGAAGGAGACGAUCAGAGACUGAUUCCGGCAAUAGCUUACUCGAUGUCGUCUCACCUUACGAUGUGUUCCUGCUGACCUUCGGUCCUUCGAUAACUUUGAAAGUACAGGUGCAAUAAUUAUUUAUUCAAUGCGCAAAUAUUUCCAUUUUUAAGACAGCCAGGAGGUGUCUCCUCGAUUUAGUUGCUCUACGUUUAAUUGCUGUAAUUGUCCAUUUGCUUACUCAGUGAGUGAAUGGCAGUGACGGAUCCAGGGGGGGGUUAACCAAUGGCCAAGUUCGCAUUCUGUUUUUCUAAUUUCAAAAGCGCAUAAAUUCUUUUCCCUUGGGGUCUGUGCAAUGAAUUCCAGGUUUUACCACAGAAGAAAAACGAACCAGGCGUUAGGACGUAGGGUGGAGGGGGGGGGGGGAAUGAAACUAGUGAUCCCCCCCCUAUUUAACAAGAGAAUAUUUUUCGAGAUGUACAAGUUUGCCACUGGCCCAUUGUACUCCUUCCUUGAAGCGAAUCUCUGAGUCCUUGACCAUCAUGAAUGGAUAAAAAAAAAAUGAAGUAGCCCAUUUAAAUUUUUUUAGAGCGGAGAUCAUGUAAGCAGCGCUUCAAUGCACGUUUUCAAAUGUGAACUCGUUAGCGGAGGAACAUUCCGUGAUGAAGACAAAGGGACUGCUUAGAAGUAAAGACAAUUCCAGGAAUGUAUGACGGUCUGAGAGGGCAGUCUGCUCUCGUCUCACGUGAGCAGACUGCUUUCGUUUCACGUAAGGAGACUACUUCCGUAUCGAGUCUUUGUUUUCUUACCCCUUUAUACUCGAAUGGCCAAACUCUAAAGCUCAGGUUUCUCAUCCUUUCGUCGAAUCCGAUCGAAACUCGAUUUGAAACUUUGUUUCCUUCGAUGCCAUGAGGGUAUCACACCUGUGCACCGUGUCGGCUCCGAGGUCCAAAAGUCGCUCGGUCGUUCUCGCAGGACACGGCGGAACUGUUCUUCGAGGACGUGCGUCUGCCGAAGUCGGCUCUGCUGGGAGGAGAGAAUCACGGCUUCUACUGCCUCAUGCAGGAGCUGCCGCAGGAGAGACUCUUGAUCGCGGUCAUGAGCUUGGCGCACUCGGAGUGGAUGUUCGAGGAGACCCGCAAGUACGUGAAGGAGAGGAAGGCCUUCGGGAAGACCCUUGCUAACCUUCAGACGGUGCAGCACAAGCUGGCGGAGAUGAAGACGGACAUCUGCGUGGGGCGAGCUUUCAUCGACCAGUGCAUGAAGAUGCACUGCGAGAAGCGACUCGACUCGGGCAUGGCCUCCAUGGCUAAAUACUGGGCGACCGACCUCCAGAACAAGGUGGCAUACGACUGCGUGCAGUUGCACGGGGGAUCCGGAUUCAUGUGGGAGUAUCCCAUCGCCAAGGCCUACGUGGAUGCGAGAGUCCAGACCAUCUACGGAGGAGCGAACGAGAUCAUGAAGGAGCUCAUUGCCAGACAGAUCGUCUCUUCCUGAUCCCAUUACUUUUCGCCCUGACUUCCGUGGAACACGUUUCUUGCUCAUUUUUUUGAGGGGGG
Darwinula stevensoni is the source of this 2512-nucleotide messenger RNA. NCBI's taxonomy places the organism in Eukaryota, Metazoa, Arthropoda, Ostracoda, Podocopida, Darwinulidae. The record is from the annotation of a GenBank genome assembly.